This is a messenger RNA of Cucurbita moschata (crookneck pumpkin), 1517 nucleotides long. Its product is annotated as transcription factor TCP19-like. NCBI's taxonomy places the organism in Eukaryota, Viridiplantae, Streptophyta, Magnoliopsida, Cucurbitales, Cucurbitaceae. Bases 185 to 1207 code for a protein of 340 amino acids. Gene Ontology annotation, cellular component: nucleus. The record is from RefSeq and is a predicted model, not a curated record. Gene Ontology annotation, molecular function: sequence-specific DNA binding; DNA-binding transcription factor activity. The transcript is spliced from 2 exons.
AUAAAUAGGGUUUGGGGGUCCCUCUUCAAAGUUGAAAGGAUAAAGUGGGGUUGGCUUCUGGCUGCUGUUGCUGCUGCUGCUCCUCCGCCUGCUUCUGCUCCUCUAGGGCCUUUUCUUUGUUGGGUGUCGGGGAUUUUUUCUCAAUUUUUCUGGGUUUUACUUGGAUUUUGAUUUGGGUUUCUUCAUGGAGGAAGCCAAUCAAAACCAUCGCCUUGAUGAAAAGGAAGGAAGCUCCAAUGGAGGCUGUCAAAACCAGGACAGUUGCACCGUAGAUUCUUCGAAUCUUGCCAAGUCUGAAGGGAAUUUAUCGGAUCCCCACAUGGAGCCGCCGUCUACGGCGGUUCCGAAGAAAGAAAAGGAAGGGAUUAUGGAGCAUGGAUUGGAUAUUAUGCAUCCUUUGAGUCUCUCUCAGAUACCGUCGACGGUGGCGAAGCCAGUGAAACGUCCUUCCAAGGACCGCCACACAAAGGUUGAGGGCCGCGGCCGGAGGAUUCGGAUGCCGGCGGCUUGCGCCGCCCGUAUCUUCCAGCUGACCAGAGAACUCGACCAUAAGUCUGACGGCGAGACAAUCCGGUGGCUACUCGAGCACGCCGAGCCGGCAAUUAUCGAAGCGACGGGUACUGGCACCGUUCCGGCCAUCGCCGUUUCCGUCGGCGGGACGCUUAAAAUCCCAACCACAUCCCCGGCGAGGCCGAAUGGGGAAAUUUCUGAAGCACCAAGGAAAAAACGACGAAAAGACUCAAACUCCGAAUCAAACGAUUGCAACGAUCAAGCAACCGUUUCCUCGGGUCUUACGCCGAUUGCUCCAAUGGCGGCUUACGGUGCCGGCCUUGUUCCAUUCUGGGGCAGCGCCGGCGGGGUUACAGAGCCGUUCUUCAUGUUUCCGGGAACACCAAACAACCACCAACCGCAGCUGUGGGCAGUGCCGGCAAGACCCAUAUCUAAUUUCGUAUCAUCAAUGAAUCCCAGUUUGCAAUUUGGGGGUGUGAUGCCGUUUCUGGCGAGAGGUGGUGUUUCAAAUAGUUCGAGUGGGUUAGAAAGUGGAUCUUCCCCGGCGACGGCGAGUGCUCCAGCGACAACCAGUGGUAGCACACAAAUGUUGAGAGAUUUCUCGUUGGAAAUUUACGAGAAGAAGGAGCUUGAAUUCAUGGGUCGACCAAGCCCCGCAAAGACUGAAACGCCAUGUUCGAAACCUUCAAAAAAAUAAUGACUUUUUUUUUUUUUUUUUAACUCCCAGUGUUUGUUAUCGUUGUUGUUGCUGUUGUUUGGUGUGUUAGAACUUUAGUUACAAACAGGUUGGGCAAAAGAUUGUUUUCCCACUAAUAAAUGUUGUCAGCACUGUAAAAAGAUUAGGAUACAACAGCCCCUCCUCCUCCUCCGCCGCCGCCUCCCUCCUCCUUUCUCCCAUUUUUAUUUUACUCUGUUCUCUCUCUGUUCUCAAUUUGUUCUUGUUUAUAUCCAGUUUUACUGCCACUGCUAACACUUGCGAGACUGAAAUCUUUUGCCGUUCUUUUUAA